CUAAAGUGGAGAGUGUUAUGGUAGUGCACUAGCUCUCUGUGUCUGCUUGAUUAAUAAAUUAAUUUCAUCAGCAUUUUAAUCCAUCAGGUCAGUGCGGCAGCAAUGCAUAAGUUCAUUUCCAUGAUGUUUUCACUGCUAGUCAUUAUUGGGCUGCAGGUGAGCGCUGAGUCCGCAGGAACACGUCCUGAACGGAGUGCCAACAGGCGUUACAUAUCGGAGAUGACAGUGCCGAAUGGAAGGGGAUUGGGGUCGUGGGGUUACAGGGAAAUGUGUCCAGGUGGAACGUAUGCCGCAGGGUUCAGUCUAAAGGUGGAAAAUAUUGUCUAUGGUACCUGGGAUAACACUGCACUCAACGCGAUUCGCCUUCACUGCAUUGAUGAGCUUAGUAGCUUAUUAAGCUUGUAUCACGACUACGCCUCAGUUCAGUCAGAAGUAGGCAGCUGGGGUCGGUGGACAGAUAUCAAAUGGUGUCCUUCUGGAUUCUUGACUGAUUUUGUGCUACAAGUCAAACCUAUUGAAGUCGGUAUUGAUAACACAGCCGCAAACAACAUCAUGUUCAGAUGCAGUGACGGGUCUUUCCUGGUGGGUGAAGGCACAUACUGGGGAAAUUUUGGCGACUGGAGUAAAAAGUGUGAAGGAAAAGGGAUUUGUGGUAUCAAGACGCGGAUAGAAGAGCCACAGGGCGCUGGAGACGACACCGCUCUCAAUGACGUGAUCAUGUACUGCUGCGAUUAAGGCGUUAGAGGAUGACAACAAGAACAGCAAGAAGAUCAGAUGGAUCAUAA
Labeo rohita (rohu) is the source of this 785-nucleotide messenger RNA. RefSeq names its product vitelline membrane outer layer protein 1-like. The coding region runs from base 103 to 735 and encodes 210 amino acids. The transcript is spliced from 5 exons. NCBI's taxonomy places the organism in Eukaryota, Metazoa, Chordata, Actinopteri, Cypriniformes, Cyprinidae. The record is from RefSeq and is a predicted model, not a curated record.